This is a messenger RNA of Euleptes europaea (tarantolino), 2412 nucleotides long. RefSeq names its product premelanosome protein (gene PMEL). The record is from RefSeq and is a predicted model, not a curated record. Gene Ontology annotation, cellular component: melanosome. Bases 30 to 2180 code for a protein of 716 amino acids. NCBI's taxonomy places the organism in Eukaryota, Metazoa, Chordata, Lepidosauria, Squamata, Sphaerodactylidae. Gene Ontology annotation, biological process: melanosome organization. The transcript is spliced from 13 exons.
UCACAAGGCUACAGAGAACCAGAGCAAAGAUGUCAAGGAUCUGGAGCCUGUUGGCUGCAACUGGGGUCCUUCUGGCUGUGGCUGCAGCCCAGCGCAGAGCCAGUAGCAGGAACAACCGAUGGGAAGAAAACGGGAGCCACAAGCGCUCUGCCUACAAGACUUGGAAUUCCCGAUUGUACCCCAGGUGGAGAGAGGGAGACCCAAGGCAGAGGAACUGCUGGCGAGGAGGCCGUGUGUCAUUUGACAUCAGCAACGAUGCCCCAACCAUAACGGGGGCCAAGGCCACAUUCAGCAUCGCUCUGCAGUUCCCUCACAAUCAGACAGUGCUGCCAGAUGGGCGCAUAGUGUGGAACCAGAACUGCUCCAUAAACGGUAGCCAGGUGAUGCAAGGAGACCCUGUUUUCCCUGAUCAGGAGAUUGACAUUUCUGAUGGCUUCUUUCCUGAUGGGCAGCCCUUUCCACGGCGUAAUCAGGGCACACGGGGCAAAUUUGUCUACGUUUGGCAGACCUGGGGGCACUACUGGCAGGUAGAAGAUGGUCCCUCAUCCCUGCUGACUGUUGAUACCGAUGAUGUUCCACUUGGUUCCUACACUAUGGAAGUGGAGGUCUACCACUAUCGGGGACGUGAGAAAUUCAUCCCAAUAGGGGGCACCUCUUCACAGUUCAGCAUCACUGACCAGAUCCCAUUCAAUGUGGACAUUGCACAGGUGAUGGAUGUAGACGGGACAGACGGCCGCUUUGUGCGAAACCGGGCCAUUUCCUUCGGUGUGCGGAUCCAUGACCCCAGCAAAUACCUGGGUGACGCUGACAUCUCCUACUCUUGGGAUUUUGGAGACCAGAGCGGGAUGCUGAUUUCCCGGGCAGCCCUGGUCACCCACACGUACCUCUCCCCUGGCACUUUCAGCCCUCGUGUGGUGAUCCAGGCCGCCAUCCCUUUGCCCUCGUGCGGAAGCAGCACUUCAGAAGGGCCGGUCAUCAUCCCCUCAACGGAUCCGAUGGGGAGCACAGUUCAGGCUACCAGUGCCCUCCCCACUGUCAGCAGCAUGGGUGGGGAAAGCUCUGAGGGCAUCCAGACUGCAGUCCUCCCGGCUUCUGGAACUCCAGCACCCCCAACUGAACAGCAGCCUGAACCAGAAGGUACGGAGGCAGGAUCCUUGGUCACUGCAGGGCCUGCUACAAUGGCCAGUGAGGCACCUGAAGAGGCAGAUUCACCUGCUGCAUCCUUGGAGCCUGUGGUUGUGGUCUCGGCCACCUCAGCUGGAGACACAUCAGCCUCUGUAGAUCCCCUGUCUGUGUCCACCGUGGGGCCUGCAUCUCUGCCUGCCACCGUGGCACCUGCUUCUUCAUCCGUAGUGACUCCCGAGGAUGACCCUGACACUAUAGGGUCCACAGUUUCAUCUCAAGUAGUACCUACAGCUGUGCCUCCAUCAGACACACUCUCUAGUGCAGCCAACACCCCUGCGUCUCCAGAGACACAAGAUCUUACAGAAGAUCCCGCAACACUUGAUCCAACCACAUCUGUGGUGCCUGACGCUGGAACAGUUGCAACCAAUGUGGUCCAGGUGUUGGUGAAACGGCAGGCGCCAUCUAGCUGUCUCCUCUACCGUUAUGGGACCUUUGCCACGGAUCUGGAUGUUGUCCAGGGAAUUGAGAGCGUGGAGAUCAUCCAGGUGGUGUCGCUGACGCCCAGCAUCUCUGAGAACACGGUAGACCUUACAGUGACCUGCCAAGGAAGCCUCCCUGAAGAAGUGUGCACGACCGUCGCAGAUGCUGAGUGUCUGACAGCCCAGCAGACCAUCUGCAGCCCGGUCCAGCCCAGCCCUGACUGCCAGUUGGUUUUGCGGCAGGUCUUCAACCAGUCUGGCCUUUACUGUGUCAAUGUCUCCCUGGCUGAUGCCAAUAGUCUGGCGAUGGCCAGCACCCAAGUUAAUAUCCAGGCAGGAAGAUCUCCAGCCUCAGCCCAAAUUACCCUAGUAGUUGGUGUGGUGUUGGUGGUUGGUCUCUUAGUUGCCGUUGCCUAUACCUACAGGCGUGCCCCCCUCCGUACUGUGAUUUCUGCCGGCACUUCCUCCAGGACCUGGUUGCCCAGCCGUACCAGCGUGCGCCUUUUCCUACGCCAAGCUUUUGGGAAGGGGGCUAGUGGGGAAAGCAGCCCACUGCUGAGUGGGAAUGUUAUCUAAAGAUAGAGGCAAAUGCCAAGGGACACACCUAAGCCUUGUCAGCUACUGUCCAUGGAGCCUGCACUGAGAAAGGAGACGGUGUCUUCCCCUGAAUUCUUCCACUCUAAACUGCUCUUCCCAGCACUGUUGUUCUUUUUUUUUUAAUUUCCAGCUAAGUAAACGCCAAGACUCCUUGAUGCUGCCAUCUCAGUGCCUGCCUGGGUGGGAGAUAUACAGACACGGUUGCAGUGUU